Messenger RNA from Cercopithifilaria johnstoni, 1590 nucleotides. The record is from the annotation of a GenBank genome assembly. Lineage: Eukaryota; Metazoa; Nematoda; Chromadorea; Rhabditida; Onchocercidae.
AUGCCUGCAAGAAUUUGUGUAGUAGGUGCUGGAGCAAGUGGCCUCACCGCUACAAAAACAUGUCUUGAAAAUGGUUUGCAAGUGGUAUGCUUCGAAAAAUCUUCUGAUAUUGGUGGAUUAUGGCGAUAUAAGCCAGAACUUUGUCCUGGUGAAGGUACGGUGAUGAAAAACACAACAAUCAAUACAUCAAAAGAGAUGACAGCUUUUAGUGAUUUUGUUCCACUACCUGAAAUGCCUAAUUUCAUGAAGCACACUCAAUUGUUGACAUAUUUUCGAUCAUACGCUGAUCAUUUUCAUUUGCAACAACAUAUCAGUUUGCGGCAUGAAGUGAUUUAUAUUAAAAAAGAUGAAAAAUAUGAAGAAACUGGCCGAUGGAAUGUUACAUAUCGUAUCAUUGACGAUAAUGUGACGCAAACUGAAACUUUUGAUGGAAUAUUGCUGUGCUGUGGUCAUCAUGCAAUACCGUACUGGCCGGAACAAUUCCCGGGACAGGAUAAAUUCCAGGGUGAAAUUAUUCAUAGCCACGAUUAUCGUGAACCGUUUCCGUACUGUGACAAGACCGUGGUAUUGAUUGGAAUUGGUAAUUCUUCUGGUGACAUUGCAGUUGAUUUGAGUAGAGUUGCCAAGCAGGUUUAUUUAUCAACUCGUAGCGGUGCUUGGGUGCUUAAAAGAACUUGGGUUUGGGGUGAACCAAUUGAUUUUGUUUUUGUUAGUCGCUACAUUCAUACAUUGAGAAAAUUAGUACCAUCCUGUUUGGUUAACAAAAUUUAUGAAAGCAAACUUAAUCAACAUUUUGAUCAUGGACGAUAUGGUUUAAAACCGAAACAUCAUGCCAUUGCACAACACGCUACUAUUAACGAUGAGCUGCCAGGUCGUAUCGCUUGUGGAUCUAUUAUUAUUAAACCGAAUAUUGCUCGUUUUACCGAACACGAUGUGAUAUUCGAGGAUGGUACAACGGUGAGUAAUGUUGAUGUGGUGAUCUUUGGUACCGGUUACUCGUUUGAAUUUUCAAUCGUUGAAGAUGGUAAUCUUAUACCUGUUACUGAUAAUGUUGCUGAUUUGUAUUUGCAUAUGUAUCCACCACAAUUAUCACCAAAAAAUACUCUAGCUGUAAUAGGUCUUAUUCAACCGGUUGGUUCCAUAAUGCCUAUUUCUGAAAUGCAAUCUCGACUUUACUGUGAAGUAUUUCUUGGCCAUUGCAAACUACCCGAAGCUGAAGAAAUGAAAAAAGAUAUUAAUAAAAAGAAGGCAUUGAUCGCAAAGAAAUUUGUGCAAAGUCAGCGACAUGCUUUAGAGGUUGAAUAUACAAGCUAUAUGGAUGAAUUGGCGAAAAUGUUUGGUGUGAAACCAAAUUUGCUCAAAUAUUGGUUCACUGAUCCUCGUUUAGCAUAUACUUUGUUCUUUAAUGGAAUGGCACCGUAUCAGUUUAGACUAAAAGGUCCACAUGCAUGGAUUGGAGCGCGUGAUGCAUUGUUAAAUAUGACAAGACGGACAUUCGAAAAUUCCCGCACACGACGAACUCCUGAAACAAUGAAAUCAAAACCGAUUAAUAAGUUACUCUAUUUGCUUAUAAUAAUAAAGCCUUUUUAA